ACAGUGUUCCCGAGCGGGGGGGGGGCACAGCUGCCCCAGCUCCUUGCUCCUGUGGUGCUGAACACCAGCUACCAGCCCCCCCUCAUGGUGUGGGGCAGCUGGCUUGGGGUGUGCUGGCGUCCCAGCCCUGAGUCCCAUAUGGAGUUAAUUGCAAUUUUCUCCCCGGGGCCAUUUCUUUAAUAACAAGCUCCCCCCCCCCCCCAACACCUCCCUUUCACACCACAUCAAAGGUGGAACAUGAAAGGUCGCCGGCACCGCGCGGAGCAAGGGUGGCUGCCUCAGCACCUUGAUGUCGGAGGAGUUGCCUGGCGGCCGGCAGCUUGCUGGGCUCCUGCUUUGCCAGGCUGUGGGGCUGGGAUGGGGAAGUAGCGGCUGUGCGGCGAGGGAGGUGCCAUGGGGGGGCUGCUCCCUGCCCCGUGGGGUCUGGCUCAGAGCCCCUGGGCACUGGCAGCAUCGCCAGGAGGGUGGCAGUGCUGCUGGGGUCCCUGCUGGGUGCUCGGCCCCAUCCAGUUCCCUCCACGGUGCCGAUCCGGGGCGCUGCGUGCCUGGUGCCCCGGGCCCUGGCCAGACGCCCGGGCUCCCCAAACGGUGCCAGGGGCAGUUUCCAGGGUGGGGCGUCUGCACGCGCAGCCUUGCCCGUUGCCUGCCGAGCCCUGCCGGGCAGCCAUGGGAAGCUGCGCUGCGGGCACGGGUGCCAAGGGGUCCCUGAGCUCUUCUCCGGAGCGUCGUGCACCAGGAUUCACUGGGAAAGAAGGGAAAGGGGCCGUGGCGGUCCCAGGGGAGCAGGGCGAAGAGGAGGCUGCUCGUCCCUCCAAAAGCAGCAGGGUGGUGGCACCCGGGGGUGCAGGGGGGUCCCCUUGCCGCAGCGUGGCCACCAGAUCUCUGCCGAGCCAGGCGAUGGAGCCAGGUCUGGUCGUCAUCCCGGGGCUGCUGCGGCAUCUCGGUGUGGAGCCAGCGCCUCGCAGCGCCGGUUGCCUGCGGCGGGAGGGCUACACGGUGCAGGUGAACGUCAACGACUACCUGGACAUCUACUGCCCGCACUACAACGCCUCGGUGCCCGAGCACAGGCUGGAGCAGUACGUGCUGUACAUGGUGAACGCGGAGGGCUACCGCACCUGCAACACCAGCCAGGGCUUCAAGCGCUGGGAGUGCAACCGGCCCCACGCGCCCCACAGCCCCAUCAAGUUCUCGGAGAAGUUCCAGCGCUACAGCGCCUUCUCGCUGGGCUACGAGUUCCGCGCGGGGCAGGAGUACUACUACAUCUCCACACCGACACACAACCACCACCGGGCCUGCCUGAAGAUGAAGGUGUUCGUGUGCUGUGCCUCCACGUCGCACUCCGGGGAGAAGCUGGCGCCCACCCUGCCACAGUUCACCCUGCGGCCCGAGGUUAAGAUCGAGGACCUGGAAAACUUCAACCCAGAGAUCCCCAAGCUGGAGAAGAGCAUCAGUGGCACCAGCCCCAAGAGGGAACACUUGCCCCUGGCUGUGGCUGCAGCCCUCCUCCUAAUGACACUGCUGGCCUCCUAGCUCCGAGCACGGCAGGGGCCCGGCCGGAGCGGCACCGCGGAGCGGGGACCCCUUGUCCCCCCGACCUGCUGCUGUCUGCCAGGAUGGAGCUGCCCCGGGAGCUGUGCCCGGCCCCUCUGCACCGUCAGCGCCUCCAGCCCAGGGACCCUUCCCGUGCGGGGCAGGGGAUGGUGGCACGCGCCAAGCCCCGCUGGGACCUGCAUGGGACUCGCCCCCACCCACGUCUCCAACCCCUGCUGGGGGGACUCAGCUGGGUGCUGCCGCCUCCCACUGAUGCCGUCCCGCAGCGUGGAGCCCCCAGCCCUGCCCGGGGGCUGCUGCGGCCCCCCAGGCGUCCCAUGGCUGGGAGCAGCGCUGAGCCCCGUGAGGGCAGGGCGCCGGGGCCGGGCAGCCUGUACAUACCUAUAUAGAGAUCUAUACAUACUGUACAGAGAGCGACUAUAUAGAUAUAUCUAUAAUGUACCAUAGGCAGCGGCGCUGGCCCCGGGCUGGCUUGUACAUAGUCAAACGUGUUGGAUUUUCCUCGUCUUCCGUGAAGACCCGACCUAUGCAAACGCACAGACACUUUUUGGGGAAAAAAAAAAAAAAAAAAAAAAAAAAACAAUCUUGACCUUUUUUUCAAAGUGCUUUGGCUGGUGAUUUUCAUAUUCUGCUCUUAGUCUAUAAAAAAAAAGGAAAAAAAAUAAAAGGAUUAAAAAAAAAA
Oxyura jamaicensis (ruddy duck) is the source of this 2233-nucleotide messenger RNA. RefSeq names its product ephrin A3 (gene EFNA3). Gene Ontology annotation, molecular function: ephrin receptor binding. Lineage: Eukaryota; Metazoa; Chordata; Aves; Anseriformes; Anatidae. The coding region runs from base 394 to 1530 and encodes 378 amino acids. The record is from RefSeq and is a predicted model, not a curated record. The transcript has 5 exons. Gene Ontology annotation, cellular component: plasma membrane. Gene Ontology annotation, biological process: axon guidance; ephrin receptor signaling pathway.